AUGACAUUCGCAUGUGCUCCGUCGAUGAGGAAUAAUUGGACAGAUGGCAAGUCUCUCAAGAGAUUGCUUAGCUCGGUGUUCAUUAAAGGUGCUCGAUCAAAGCAGAUAUCUGAUUCCACAGCCCAGCCUUUGCCAACAAUCAAUGCGGUUUUUGUUCCUGGACCAACUCAGACAGCAACAGCAUCAACUUCGGCACAUCAGGACUCGAGCAGAGGAGAGAUCUCUUCAAUCUCUACAUUCGGAAGCGGAUUUUGGAAAAGAAUAAGAGCAAGUAGAAUAAGUCCCAAUGCGGAUAGUCCUCUUCGAAGAGCGCCCCUAUCGCCUUCCAGCGUGGUGUUAACCGAUGCCACAUCGCUUUCAUCUCCGCAUCCACAAAAUCUUCGAAAAUGCCGUACAUGCUCCUAUGAGCCGCCGGCAUCAACUAUUGAUCAGAGAGAACCACCGGAGCGAGCACCUCUAACUGCAAGGUACCCCGUGAUAUUCACCUACAUGGGACGAAAUGGUGUCCCAAAUUCUGCUCUAGCUUUGACAGAUGAUAUUGUGAGAAACUUGAACGAAAUGUUCUACCUCGAGGGACAAUUCAAUGAUCAUACGAGGAUCAUAAGUCGAUUGGACGAUGAAUAUGAGUGUGUUGAGAUGACUUUGAAAGAACUCAAUCAACUACUUUUAUCAUCAGGUACCACAGUUCAAAGUGAUCGAGAUGUGAAAUCGGAAGAAUCAAAAUAUCUUUCCAAUGUUUCCACGCGUAUCCAAGAAAAAAGGCUGGAGUUACAGGAAGCUGCGGAACGCGAACAUGAAGAACUAAGGGAGCAAAGAAAUAUCUUAUUGAACAUGUUCAGGGACGUCUUCAGGAAUCGAAAUCUUCUGGAUAUAAAAGGAAAGAGUUCACGACCAAAUCAGUUCUAUCGCAUGCCGACCACACAACUCGUACCUCUACACAAAACACCUCGAGUUUCCACCCACGGUGAAGAAGCUCGAGAACGAGUCGAAAGGGAACAGCGAGAAGCUGUGGAUCAUAUGAAGGACAUGGGAUAUCGCCUAGAAGCAACGCAUCAGCGGCUCGACAAUUGGAAACAUUACUAUGAAGACGAGUAUGCCGAAUAUGCACGUGCGGUUAAGAAUGGAACAAUGGAGCCUGCGAGGAGUUUCUUCGAUCUGACUCUAUUGCAAGAACACCAGGGGGCAAUUGAGGGAGUCAUCGAGGCGGAGAAUGACUAUGAGAAAGCGAGGGGACGAGUAAGGGUGUUGGAUGUGGUGCUUAGUGACAUUUACCAGUCCAGUGGAUUUGCAAGCUGUCCAGAUGAUGGGUACAGGAUUUCGAUGGAAGAGGCUAUGGUCGGUGAUGUGGAUAGAGAGUGGAUUCUAGAUUGGAUGGAAAGGAACGAUGACUCAGUAGCAUUUCAGGCUGAUGAAGACGAAUGGGAAGCAAAAUCGAUUGGUUUGGACGACAGUGUCAGCGUGGUUGCGAAAGGUAGAGAGAGAAAAAGAAUUGAUGGGUGGGGAAAGAUGUGUAUGGCAAUUGGGAAUGACUUUCCAAAGUUGUCGAAAGUGGUGGUGCAUCAUGAUCCUGCGUCUGAGCCCAGCCAUACGAGUUUUAUUAUCGCAAAUCAAUGUUCCAGGUAG
Messenger RNA from Botrytis fragariae, 1623 nucleotides. RefSeq lists its product as uncharacterized. The transcript is spliced from 2 exons. Lineage: Eukaryota; Fungi; Ascomycota; Leotiomycetes; Helotiales; Sclerotiniaceae. Bases 1 to 1623 code for a protein of 540 amino acids. The record is from RefSeq and is a predicted model, not a curated record.